UUCGUCUUCGUCUUCCUCGCUCUGUCUUAGUAGCUGUAAAGCACUUGCUCCACUCGCUCGAUCGAGCUGCUUUGCUUCAUAGCUGUAACUGUGUAACAGCAAAGAAACAAGAAAAUGAAUGACAUAGUGGGUUUCAGGUUUGUUCCAACUGACAGAGAAAUCAUAGACCAUUAUCUGAGACUGAAGCUGCUCGGCGAUGUUCAUCGAGUGUGGGCAAUAAACGAGGUCAAUGUUUUCAAGCACGAGCCAUGGGAUUUAUGCUGGCGUUCUGCAAUCCAGUCAGAUUCGAUGUGGCAUUUCUUCUGCCAGAAGGAUUACAAAUACGCGAGAGGUGAAAGAGUGAACAGGACCACAGAUGCUGGAUACUGGAAAAAAACCGGUAAUGAUCUGGAUAUCAAGGAAGGAGUUACUAAACAAGUGAUCGGUGCCAAGAAGACUUUGGUUUUCCACAUUGGCCGUAGUCCUAAUGGGAAGAAAACCAACUGGGUAAUGAACGAGUUUCAUCCCACUUUUGUCCCUCCCGGCCAGAGGACGUUUGUUCUUUGUCGCUUGGAGAAAAAAGGUGGUGAGGAGAAUGAUGGUACACCCGGCGUUGAACAUAAUGCCCCUUCUGGAAGCAGAAAUCAUGUUGGGGAUAAUACGUUUUCUACUCCAGAAGUGAUAGGGAACACUUCUCUGCCUAUUGUGACUGAAAAUGGAGAACGCGUUGUGGACGACAAAGUUUUUAGUCCAGAGGUGAUAAGGAACGCUUCUCCGCGGCCACUUCUUACUGAAAAAGGAAAUUGUGUUGUGGAGAACACAGUUUCUUUUCAAGAGGGGAAUAAUUCAAUAGAAAUGUAUUUCAAAUAUUUGGCUUCCGUACCACUGGAGCUGCCGGAUACCAUUCUCUCCCCUGCAUCUGAAUUCCAGGUGCAGGAGACCGUGGCAGCUAACAACAUUCAAGCUGAUAAUUGCAUUGCUAGUAACCUUGAAGGAGCUUUUUUUAAUUCUGAUGUUAACAUUGAAGGUGAUGAUGAUAUCGACUUAUUUCUUCGUGAUCUUGAAUAUGUCAACCAUGCAGAAAAAGAAACUCAAGUAGACCCAUUUGGUACGGGCAAUGACAGCAUCAUUUAUCAUAGAUCAAAUGGUGCAUUGAGUGGUGGUGGUUCCAGCAUUGAUCAGAGAACAAACUCAUUCGAUGAAUUUAGUGGCGAUUGGUGCAUGAUUGAUCAGACAAUACAGGGGGUUAAUCGCAAAUGUUUCGAUUCCCCACCAUGGGAGCCGCUGGAUACCAUUAUUCCGCUUGAUCCUGAAUUCCAGGUGCAGGAAACCGUGGCGCCUAACGACAUUCGAGCAGAAAAUUGCUUAGAUAACCUUGGGGGUGAUAAUGGAGGGCUUUGGGAUCCGCAGUUUUUGCCUGGUUCUGUAUAUUUUUCCUAGACAUGAAAAUAGAGAAAAAUAAGCAGAAACACGUAGGAACUGCCGAUGCAAUGCCUACCCUACAAUAAAUGGAAGGUCUAUGAUUUCGGACGAUAUGAUGUCCUUUGUGAGACAAGGAUGUCUGGACGUGGAUGGUUUUCUUGUGAACCCACUUUCUUGUCUCAUGGAUGACAUGAUAUCGUGCGGCAUCAUGGGCGUUCCCUUCAAUAUAGAGCGAUGCUUUUGAGUGUGAUGAGUUGUGUAUCUGGUGGUACUGGUUUUAUUUAGGUUUAAAAAGAUGAACUCUUUGUAAUUUCACUUUUCUGUGUGCUUUAUUUCCUAGUAUGUGAAAAGGAAAUUCCUCUCUUA
This is a messenger RNA of Tripterygium wilfordii, 1767 nucleotides long. Its product is annotated as NAC domain-containing protein 14-like. The coding region runs from base 115 to 1419 and encodes 434 amino acids. NCBI's taxonomy places the organism in Eukaryota, Viridiplantae, Streptophyta, Magnoliopsida, Celastrales, Celastraceae. Gene Ontology annotation, biological process: regulation of DNA-templated transcription. The transcript is spliced from 5 exons. Gene Ontology annotation, molecular function: DNA binding. The record is from RefSeq and is a predicted model, not a curated record.